Molecule: messenger RNA, 597 nt
Organism: Penicillium cosmopolitanum
Lineage: Eukaryota; Fungi; Ascomycota; Eurotiomycetes; Eurotiales; Aspergillaceae
Exons: 1
Coding region: 1-597 (198 amino acids)
Source: RefSeq, a predicted model, not a curated record
AUGCUUUUUACGGCUGGCCUUUCUGUCAUGUAUUGUCUCUCGGUGGUUAGAGACUUUGAUCUGGAAACCGUGAUCACUGGAACACAGAGCGUGACAAUCUGUGAAAAUGCAUUGAAACAAAUGGUGGAAGAGCUACCAGAUGCGAAGCGCUAUGUUGCCGUGUUUGAAGCACUCAGAGCAUAUGUUGUACGCAAGUACACUACUGCGAUCAAUUUCCACCCACACACCGAGCCCCUGUUCCGAACGACAGAGUCAAUUCUACAUGACCAGUACACUGAACUUGCAAAUGGAUCUCUGUUGAAUCCUCAACCCCCGAUCUCUGCCCGGGGUCCAGCUUCUUCCUUUCACAGUAUACGCCCAACCCACGAUUCCCAAGUUUUGCAGAACGAACUAGACGUCGCGUCCGUCCCCAACAAUAACAACAACGCGCAAAUGCAUACAGAUGCACCGGUCUCUGAGGGAUCAAUUCUAUCAUUUGACAUAUUCGGAGAUGAUGCAUUAUGGAACAUGGAAGCAGGGUUGAGUGAAUAUGCUUGCGGUGAUCCGCCAGCUAAUCUAUACUUGGAAAAUCCUUUUGACUUGCAAUAUACUCUCUAG